Molecule: messenger RNA, 586 nt
Organism: Momordica charantia (bitter melon)
Lineage: Eukaryota; Viridiplantae; Streptophyta; Magnoliopsida; Cucurbitales; Cucurbitaceae
Product: transcription repressor OFP13
Biological process (GO): negative regulation of DNA-templated transcription
Source: RefSeq, a predicted model, not a curated record
GAGACAAGCUCCAUAAUGGCGGUGGCGGAGGCGGCGACGGUCGGAAAGUACGAGGUUGUUCCGUUCAAGGAGAGCGUGGCGUUGGCCGUAGAGUCGAAGGAGCCAUAUUUGGACUUCAAGAAGUCGAUGGAGGAGAUGGUGGAGGCUCUUGAAUUGAAGGAUUGGAAGGCCAUGGAGGCCCUCUUUGCUUGGUAUUUGAAUGCUAAUGGACAAUCCAAUCAUCACUUCAUUAUUGCUGCCUUUGUCGAUUUAUUGCUUCCUCCUCAUCAUAAUCUUCCUUAUAAUUAUAUUUCUUCCUAUUCCAACUCCAAUUCUUCUUGUUCUUGUUGUUUUUUUAAUAAUUCUUCUUCUUCUUCUUCUUCGUUUUCUUCUUCUGAUUCUUGUUGCUCUUCUUUUGGCAUUAAUGCCACACCGCCACCAUCAUCUUGUUGUAUAAUUAUGGAGGAUAUUGAGUGUUCUUCUUCUUCAAUUGCUCCUUGUCUCUCUUCUUUGUUUGAAGAUGAUGAGGAGGAGGAGGAGCAAGAGGAGGAUCUUCAACAACAACAUUUUUAAUUUAACCCCAUUUUAAUUAGUGUUUAAUCAUAUU